AUGUCUGCAUUGAGAACCGUUACAAGAACAGCCUCAAGAAAAUCCACGCUGUACCAUGCCAUUCGUGCCUACUCUACCAAGGAGUCGACUUUGAAGGAGAGAUUCGCUGAGCUUUUGCCAGAGAAGCAAGCUCAAGUGAAGGAGCUCAAGGCCAAAUACGGUAAAACUGUGAUUGGUGAGGUUUUGUUGGAACAGGCCUACGGUGGUAUGAGAGGUAUCAAGGGUCUGGUCUGGGAAGGCUCUGUUUUGGACCCCAUGGAAGGAAUUCGGUUCAGAGGAAGAACCAUUCCGGACAUCCAGAAAGAGCUCCCUAAGGCCGAGGGCGGUGAACAGCCACUUCCAGAGGCCCUUUUCUGGCUCCUGCUGACCGGCGAGGUCCCUACGGCAGCCCAGACCAAGGCUUUCUCGGAGGAACUCGCUGCCAGAUCGAAACUGCCAAAGCAUGUUGAAGAGAUCAUCGACAGAUCUCCAGCCACUUUGCACCCUAUGGCCCAGUUCUCCAUUGCUGUGACCGCUCUGGAGUCCGAAUCCCAGUUCGCCAAGGCAUACGCCGCAGGUGUCAACAAAAAAGAGUACUGGAAGUACACCUACGAAGACUCGAUUGAGCUCCUGGCAAAGCUGCCAGUCAUCGCCGCCAGAAUCUACAGAAACGUGUUCAAGGACGGUAAGGUCGCUGCUGUGGACUCCAGCCUGGACUACAGUGCCAACUUCGCCCACAUGCUCGGUUACGGCUCCAACCCAGAGUUCCUCGAGCUCAUGAGACUGUACUUGUCCAUCCACUCCGACCACGAGGGAGGUAACGUUUCUGCACACACCACGCACCUGGUUGGAUCCGCACUUUCCUCGCCGUUCCUUUCCCUGGCUGCCGGUUUGAACGGAUUAGCUGGCCCAUUGCACGGAAGAGCCAACCAGGAGGUGCUGGAGUGGCUCAAGGCUAUGCAAUCCGAGCUGAAGGGUGACAUCUCCAAGGAGAACAUUGAAAAGUACUUGUGGAACACCUUGAAUUCCGGCCGUGUGGUUCCGGGUUACGGCCACGCCGUUUUGAGAAAGACCGACCCAAGAUACACUGCCCAGAGAGAGUUUGCUCUGAAGCACAUGCCAGACUACGACCUGUUCAAGCUUGUCUCUAACAUCUACGAAGUCGCUCCAAAGGUGCUGACCGAGCACGGAAAGACCAAGAACCCAUGGCCAAACGUCGACUCUCACUCUGGUGUUCUUCUGCAAUACUACGGCUUCACCGAGGAGUCCUUCUACACCGUGCUGUUUGGUGUCUCCAGAGCCUUUGGUGUUCUGCCACAGCUCAUCAUCGACAGAGGUCUUGGAAUGCCAAUCGAGAGACCAAAGUCCUUCUCCACCGAGAAGUACAAGCAGCUGGUAGAGAGUAUCAACAAAGCAUGA
Ogataea angusta is the source of this 1398-nucleotide messenger RNA. RefSeq lists its product as uncharacterized. Gene Ontology annotation, biological process: tricarboxylic acid cycle; carbohydrate metabolic process; citrate metabolic process. Bases 1 to 1398 code for a protein of 465 amino acids. NCBI's taxonomy places the organism in Eukaryota, Fungi, Ascomycota, Pichiomycetes, Pichiales, Pichiaceae. The transcript is spliced from 2 exons. The record is from RefSeq and is a predicted model, not a curated record. Gene Ontology annotation, cellular component: mitochondrial matrix.